AUGCGUGAGCAAGUCUGGUUUUUUCGUUUAUUUAUUGUUUUCGUAAUUAUUUGUGUUUAUCGUGUAUUAUUGCAAUAUGUCUUAAAAUAUCGUCAUUGUCCAAAUCCGUUUUGUUCUAAAUGUCUCGGUUCUGGUACGAUGAGAGAACGUGUAAUAAGAAUUCUAGAAGGUAAUGAUUUCAACAGUUAUCGUGUCGGUGAAACAAAAGAAUCGAAAGAAGAAGCAGAACGAUUAAAUACUCUCGUAUUAACAAAUCUCUUAGAACAUAAACGUUUACUAUCCAAAAAUAUUGAAAAGCCCACGAUCUAUUAUCAUCGUGGUCUCAGCAGUACACUAUAUUAUAUUGAACAUGCAAACUUAUUAAAAACUUACCGUGAUUGUGCAAUUUUACUUGAUAAAUACGACAUGUUACGUCAGGAACUUAUUAUAUUAUUGCAACAAAACAAUGGAAAAUGGAAAAUUGAUCCGAUUAAUAAACGUUCACUAUUUUAUUUGUAUGAAAAUGGAACGGAAAAUGAAUUGAAUUGUAAAUUAAUGCCACAAACAUUUGAACUUUUACAAACAUUACCAAAUGCUAUAAUAUCAAAUGCAGAUUGUCUAUUUGCAAAUGUUAUGAUCACUUGUUUAGACCCAAUGAUAUUGCCAUCGGAUACACAAGAAUACGGUGUUACAAAUUGUCGUAUACGUUGUCAUUUGGGUUUACAAUGUAUAGCACAAGAUUCAGAUAAUAAGGAAGUUUAUAUCGUUGCUAAUAAAUAUAAACGUUUACCAUUAGAAAAUAAUCAUAUGGUAGCUUACAAUGAUUCGGCUGCACAUCAAUAUGUCAAUAAUACAAAUUAUAAACAAUACAUAUUAACAGUUGAUUUAUGGCAUCCAGAUUUAUCCACUUCGAUGAGAAAACAUCUAGCAAAAGUUUUUCAUUCACGUUUAUCUACAUAG
Molecule: messenger RNA, 939 nt
Organism: Didymodactylos carnosus
Lineage: Eukaryota; Metazoa; Rotifera; Eurotatoria; Philodinida; Philodinidae
Source: the annotation of a GenBank genome assembly